AUGCUUUCCCCAGAGAGCGGAAUCGACGCUUGGCUCCGCUAUGCCCCUCUAUCCGAGAGCUUGCGGAGCCUUCAUAAGCCACUCUCCAGCAUCAUUGCCCUAAGCAUCAACCCUACAAGUCCCGUUUUUAUCGCCGGAGAGGAGCUUCAACGUGGCCUCGAACGUAUCCUCGGACAAAGUGUACAGGUUGACUCUCACCUUCACACUGACACGAGGGGUUCAAUUAUAGUCGGCACUCUGUCAUCUUUGAAGGCGAAUGAGGGCAACCCUCUCCUUCAGUCGAUCCCUGCCCUUGAUGAAGACGGAUUUUGGCUCGACACAAAUGUCAACGGGAGCCAUGACGUUCACAUUGUCGGCCAAAAUGAGCGAGGAGCUCUUUAUGGGGCAUUCGAAUACCUGUCUCUUCUUGCACAGGGUAAAUUGGUCAACAACAAUGUCCAGCAGGCAUACAAUCCCGGAGCAAAUAUCAGAUAUGUCAACGAAUGGGACAACCUUGACGGCAGCAUAGAAAGAGGUUACGGCGGCAAGUCCAUCUUCUUCUGCGACGGCAAGGUUUUGACGGACUUGUCUCGCGUCCCGCCAAUAUGCUCGGUUAUUAGCCUCAAUUCGCAUCAAUGGCUGCAUUGUGAACAACGUCAACUCGAGCCACAAUCUUCUCAACGAAACAAACCUCGAUGGGCUUGGUCGAAUCGCCGAUAUAAUGCGACCCUACGGAGCCUCGCUGGUUUGCCAACAUCAGAUCCUCUCGAUCCCGAUGUCAUCAAGUUCUGGGAGGAUAUCACGGCCAAGUUAUACGAGCGUGUCCCAGAUAUGCUUGGAUACACCAUCAAGGCCAACUCGGAAGGCCAACCGGGUCCUCUGACAUAUGGGCGAACACUUGCGCAAGGAGCAAAUAUGUUUGCUCGUGCCUUGAAACCUCACGGUGACGGUAUCGUCAUGUAUCGUGCUUUUGUCUACAACCAUCACCUGGACGAAUCUGAUCUCAAAAAUGACCGAGCCAAUGCAGCAGUUGAGUACUUCGCUCACCUUGAUGGGGAGUUCGAAGAUAACGUGAUCAUCCAGAUCAAGUUCGGGCCAAUAGACUUCCAGAUUCGUGAGCCCCCUUCGACUCUGUUCUCCCAUCUUAGGAAGACGCCCGUCAUCUGUGAGUUCAUGGUGUGUCAAGAGUAUCUGGGCCAACAGUCACACUACGUGUACAUGGCUCCAGAAUGGGAGACUAUUCUCGGCUUUGAUAUGCGAAUUGAUGACAAGCCUUCUCUUGUCAGAGAUAUUGCCUCUGGCAAGGUCCACGGUCUGAACAAGGGCGGUUAUGCUGCAGUGACCAACAUCGGGAAUGACCCUACAUGGCUGGGACACCAUCUAUCUAUGUCAAACCUCUAUGCCUACGGUCGAUUGUGUUGGGAUGCAGCCGCUCCAGCGCAGGAUAUCCUGCUCGAUUGGAUUCGCCUGACAUUCAACGCAGAGAACCAAAAGGUGAUAGACACCAUCCGCGACAUCGGAAUGGAGUCCUGGCCUACAUAUGAAGCCUACAGCGGCAAUCUCGGGAUCCAAACUCUGUGUGACAUCCUCUACACACAUUACGGCCCCAACCCGGGUUCACAAGACGGAAACGGCUGGGGCCAAUGGACUCGCGCCGAUAGCAAGGCCCUUGGCAUGGACCGUACCGCUGCCACUGGCACGGGCUAUGCAGCUCAAUAUCCACCCCAGGUUGCUGCUCAGUUUGAGAGGAUCGAAACAACGCCGGAUGACCUUCUUUUAUGGUUUCAUCACGUUCCUUAUACGCACAAGCUCAAGUCUGGUAAAACUGUAAUACAACACAUAUACGAUGCCCACUACGAAGGAUCAGCAAACGCACAGACGUUUGUAACAAGGUGGGCUUCUCUAAAGGGCCUCAUUGACGACGCUCGCUUUGAGCACGUCGCCUUCAAGCUUGCGUAUCAAGCAGGCCAUUCAAUCGUUUGGCGUGACUCGGUGAACAACUUCUAUCUUGCCAAGUGUGGCAUCCCAGAUGCCAAGGACCGUGUCGGGAACUAUCCCUGGCGUAUAGAGGCCGAAAACAUGCAGUUGAGUGGCUAUAUCAUUGUUGACGUGACGCCCACUGAAGCGGCGUCCCGUGGCCGUGCCAUCGUAGCAUCAUCGAUGGAAAAGGCCGUUGCAACCACCAAACUAACAUUCCCCUCGAGGAGGCAUGACAUCGCUGUCAACUAUUUUGAUCACACCGGUGGGCAUGCACGGUACGAGCUUCUCCUGGAUGGAAAGAUUGUCGGAGAGUGGACUAGUGACCUCGAUACGCGGCUCGGCCAUGACUUCUCAGAGUAUCUAGACGGACACUCGGCCACGAGAGUUUACUUCCGUGGUGUCGAUACCAGGGAGGGUGCCGAGCUGACUGUGAUUGGUUACCCAGAUGGAAAGGACAUGGCAUCACUGGAUUAUAUCUCAGUUUUGCCGGAAGGCGUGGUGGAUUAAGUAUUUAGUAAGGUUAGUAAAUUCCCAUUGGC
Messenger RNA from Fusarium verticillioides 7600, 2498 nucleotides. RefSeq names its product alpha-glucuronidase. The record is from RefSeq and is a predicted model, not a curated record. Lineage: Eukaryota; Fungi; Ascomycota; Sordariomycetes; Hypocreales; Nectriaceae. Gene Ontology annotation, biological process: xylan catabolic process. Gene Ontology annotation, molecular function: alpha-glucuronidase activity. Bases 1 to 2466 code for a protein of 821 amino acids. Gene Ontology annotation, cellular component: extracellular region. The transcript is spliced from 2 exons.